CUGAGCCACGCCGCCCGGGGAAAAAAAGAAUUUUUAAUGGAAGGUUUAGUACUAACAAAGGAGACCCCCCCCCAAUAUUUUCUCUUCAGUCCUUCCACAGCGCACAUGCACUUACCGUAUGUUUUACAAUAUCGAAGUGCAGUCAUUUACCUGCCUCUCCCUACUCACUGUAGCGUGAGAGCCGUGAAGACCUUGUCCUGCACAUGGCUGCAUUCCCAGAACAGAAAGCGAGCUCACAAGUGCUCUCUGGAUGAGUCAAUAAGCUGCAAAAAUAAGCCUCUUACCACUGGCUCCGCCCUCCGCCCCCCAACACUGCCCACUCUGCCCGUUUUGAGUAACUUAUUGUCAAAGCGAGUUCGUGGCUUGCUUGGACUCAGAACGUCACCACCCCGAGGGAAGGGUUGCGCCAUGUUUCGUUUGCUUUAACUGAACUCAGGAUGGUUUUCAUGAACUCUUUUCAUCAAAAUGCAAGCCAAGCACUUCCUUUCGGUACGUUUCACAGGAAACAUAGAAAGCAUCUCGCUGCGGAGUCCCCCGUGACGUGUGAGGCCUGCCAGCCACGAUGGGUUUGCCUUAUUUGUGCGCAGAGGCGGGGGGCAGAGUCCAGUGCUGCCUCGGGCACUGCUGAUGAAAUCCCGCUUCACCACGUAGACCUUGAAACGGUGCGGAUUGCCAGCCGAUGGCAAUAUCUCAGCGAAUCAUUCCUCUUUAACUUUCAGGAAAACAGCAGCCGGCCGAUCCUCAGACAACCUGGAGGGAGUGUUGCUGGGCCCGUUCCGGAGAGCGAGAGCGCGGGGUCCGGAUCGGGGCACACUCCAUGUGCCCCCCUGAAAGGAAGCCUCUUCCCUCUUUGAACUUUUCUAACUACGGUCUGUCUGUCCCCCCUCGGGGCUCGCCUGUCGCCCCUCGAUGGCCUUUCCUACGCUGCUGGACGUGGUGGGCGGCCUGGGCCGCUUCCAGCUCCUCCAGUUGGCGUUCCUCUGCCUGUCCUGCUUCCUGGUGUUCCCGCACAUCCUCCUGGAGAACUUCACGGCCGUGGCGCCCGCGCACCGCUGCUGGGUCCCCACCCUCGACAACACCACCGGCUGGGGCUGGGCCGACGGCUCGGGGGCCCCCGGGCCGGAUGCCCUGCUGCGGGUCUCCAUCCCGCUGGACUCGGACCGGAGGCCGGAGAAGUGCCGCCGCUUCCUCCACCCCCAGUGGCAGCUCCUCCACCCGAACGGAACCUUGGCCAACGCGAGCGAGCCGGCCACGGAGCCCUGUGUGGACGGCUGGGUGUAUGACCGGAGCACCUUCUCCUCCACCAUCGUGACCGAGUGGGACCUGGUAUGUGAAGCUGAGACGCUGAAAUCAAUGGCCAAGUUCUCGUUCAUGGCGGGCAUGCUGGUGGGGGGGGCCAUCUACGGCCACUUAUCAGACAGGUUUGGGAGGAGGCUGAUUCUCCGAUGGUGCUCCCUCGCGCUUGCCAUCGCCGAGACCUGCGCGGCCUUUGUGCCCCUGCUCCUCGCUUACUGCGCGCUGCGCUUCUUGGCCGGCUUCUCCACCAUGGGCAUCCUCAACAACAGCUCUGUGCUCAUUAUGGAGUGGACCGCACCCCGGUUCCAAGCCCUGGGGAUGACUACGACCAUCGGAGCUGCUUGCAUGGGGCAGUUGCUCCUGGGAGGAAUGGCCUUCGCCAUCCGUGACUGGCACACCCUCCAGCUGGUGUACUCUCUGCCGCUAUUUGUCUUGUUUCUUUCCUCGAGGUGGUUGGCGGAGUCUGCUCGGUGGCUGAUUAUCACCAACAAACCGGAGGAGGGCUUAAAGGAACUUAGAAAAGCUGCCCACAUGAAUGGAAGAAAGAAUGCUGGAGACACCCUCACCAUGGAGGUUUUGAGGUCGACCAUGCAGGAGGAGCUGGAGGCCGCGCAGACCAAACCCCCCGUGUCCGACCUGUUCCGCACGCCCAACAUGCGUAAGAGGAUCUGCCUCCUGUCCUGUGUGCGAUUUGCAAACGUCAUACCCUUUUAUGGCCUGAGCCUGCACCUCCAGUACCUGGGGAGCAACGUGUUCCUGUUCCAGGUUCUCUUUGGCGCCAUCACCCUCCCGGCCAAUUACGUCGCACUGUUGGCCAUGAACCGCCUGGGCCGGAGGCUUAGCCAGAUGCUCUUCCUGCUCCUGCUGGGGAGCUUCAUCCUGGCCAUCACGUUUGUGCCUCAAGACAUGCAGACCCUCCGCGUGGCUCUGUCGACGCUGGGAGUGGGAUUUUCGUCUGCGGCCCUCAUGUGCUCUCUGGCCCACGGAAACGAGCUAAUCCCCACCGUCAUCAGGGCCACAGCUUCAGGAAUCGUUGCGAUGGCUGGUAAUAUCGGGGCGGCCAUGGCUCCCCUCCUGAUGAUCCUGGUGGUGUACUCUCCCCACCUGCCCUGGAUCCUCUAUGCGGUCUCCUCCUUCAUCCCCAGCCUUGUCGUCUUCUUCCUUCCUGAGACCAGGAAUCAGCCGCUGCCCGACUCCAUCCAGGACGUGGAAAAGGAGAGAAAAGGCUCCAGAAAAGCAGAACAGCAAGACACCUUCAUAAAAGUGACCCAGUUUUAAGGAAUUCCAGGAACGGACUGCUAAUCCAGGAAAAAAAGGGGGGGGGGAGGGGCAGGGGAUGGGAUCAUGCCUAGGUGUUGGCAAAUGUUGGGAAAUAAAUAAAUUAAAAGAUAUAAUGAAAAAGUUGGAUCCCACUGACAAUCUGACAAUUGCAGUCCUAAAUAACUAUGUAUAGAAUACCUGUGAUUAAUUAUACAAAGAAGUUUGAGAAAAAUCACUAUACUCUUAAAGAAAUCAUCAUAAAAUAUGUGUAUGCAUGUCGAUCCCUAGCAUGGUUCUGGAUAGAAAGAUAGAAUCAUAUUGAAAACAUUGAUUGUGUACCAAUCACUUCGUAGUUGAUGGAGUAAUUAAAACAAAAAACCAUUUACUUUUGGAAGACUUUGAAAAAGAGUUUACAAAUUUAUUUAGAAAUCCUAUAUAAUAAAAGCCUAAUAGGCAAAUUGACCAAAUGGUGGAAUGACCGGUCGCUAUGACAUGCACUGACCACAAGGGGGCAGAUGCUCAAUGCAGGAGCUGUCCCCAGCCUGCAGGCCCCAGGCCAGCCAAGGUGGGUGCCAGUGGGGGCCCCGCGAUUGUCCAGCCAGUCACCCCGCAGAUUGGCCCUGAUCACCGGCCAGGCCUAGGGACCCUACCCGUGCACGAAUUUCGUGCACUGGGCCUCUAGUUAAUAAUAAACAAGGUGCUUUAAAAAAAGAGGAUCGUGAGUGAGGGGCUGCCCAGUGUUUCAAGCAGCAUACAUUAGACUUUAUCACAGCAGCAAUAGUCAACACAGUAGUAGCAGAUGUAUCUACACAUCAGAGGAAGUCCGGAAACAGACCGCAGUGGACGUAACAUCUACUAUGGAAUUUUGGUAUCAGAAAUCACUGGAAAAAUAAAGGCUCAAGCAACAAAUAGCAUAACUAAAUAUUAAAAACUAAAUGACUACUAAUGUGACCUCAUACCCUAACCUCCCCAAUAUUCUACUUUAAUAAAAAAGUUAAUUGGAAAAAAAUGAACCAUAAUUUUCAGUAGAAAGCUUGGCUACAAAAUCUUGGGAUAAAAAAUGUUCUGAAUAGUAAAAGCAAAUGCCAGACAUUUAGAGACAGGCCCUCUGAAUCAUACUUAUUUAAAGCGACUGUUGGGCAAAACCUUAACAAAUUAUUGGAGAAAACCAGAAAACUAUUCACCAAAAUGAUAAAAACAGUUAACUUUUAGUGGCAAGCUUUAAAGCGAGGGAUACUUUCUCCUCUGUUUCUGCACUCAGAGUUUAAACAAGGACUAAGUAAAAUUUCAAAAUACUGUAAGAUGCCAACGGUGAGAGAGCAAGUGACGAAAUAAACCAUUUUCAAAAAUGUACUUCGAAUAAGAAGGA
Molecule: messenger RNA, 3925 nt
Organism: Myotis daubentonii (Daubenton's bat)
Lineage: Eukaryota; Metazoa; Chordata; Mammalia; Chiroptera; Vespertilionidae
Product: organic anion transporter 7-like
Biological process (GO): transmembrane transport
Molecular function (GO): transmembrane transporter activity
Source: RefSeq, a predicted model, not a curated record